Messenger RNA from Equus quagga, 1985 nucleotides. It is a transcript of the gene ALDH5A1, whose product is annotated as aldehyde dehydrogenase 5 family member A1. NCBI's taxonomy places the organism in Eukaryota, Metazoa, Chordata, Mammalia, Perissodactyla, Equidae. Bases 19 to 1890 code for a protein of 623 amino acids. Gene Ontology annotation, biological process: GABA catabolic process. The record is from RefSeq and is a predicted model, not a curated record. Gene Ontology annotation, molecular function: succinate-semialdehyde dehydrogenase (NAD+) activity. The transcript is spliced from 10 exons.
UGGAAUAGUUGCAGACAAAUGAGCACCCGAGACGGGGUAAGGCGACGGCAGCCCGCAGGUGCAACUCCAGGCGAGCCUUCCCAUCCCCGGCCCCAACCCUCCCCGCGCUGGGGGCAGGUCCCGUCGGCGCAGCGGUGCAGCGCAAAGGGCGCGGGGAGAGGGCGCUGCUCGCGUCUCUGCAGCUUUCGGCCAGCAUCCGCCGCCGCCUCGCUCCUCUCGCUGCCCGCGAGCGACCCCUGUCCUCGGAGGAGGGCGCUCUCUUGCCUGCUUCUUGCUUCCGUCGCUGCCUCCCCGGCCAUGGCGACCUGCCUGCGGCUGCGGCGCUGUCAGGCUCCGCGCCUCCCGCCCGCGUCUCCGGGCCGCGGCCUCUGCCCGGUGCCCGUCGCGCGGCCCGCGCCCGGCCGGGCCUCGCUCGGUGGCUACGCCGGGGCCCCGGCGGGCCUUCCCGCAGCGCUGCUGCGCACAGAUGGCUUCGUGGGCGGCCGCUGGCUCCCGGCCUCCGCCGCCUUCCCCGUGCACGACCCGGCCAGCGGCGCCAGCCUGGGCAUGGUGGCCGACUGCGGGGCGUCCGAGGCCGGCGCCGCGGUGCGCGCCGCCUACGAGGCUUUCUGCAGCUGGAGGGGGGUCUCGGCCAAGGAGAGGAGUUCAUUACUUCGGAAAUGGUACGAUUUAAUGAUACAAAAUAAGGAUGACCUUGCCAAGAUAAUUACAGCUGAAAGUGGCAAGCCCCUGAAGGAGGCACAGGGAGAAAUUCUCUAUUCCGCCCUUUUCCUCGAGUGGUUUUCAGAGGAAGCCCGCCGCAUCUACGGAGACGUUAUCUGUAUGCCCGCCAAGGAAAAGCGGGCCCUGGUCCUCAAGCAGCCCGUUGGCGUGGCUGCAGUCAUCACCCCGUGGAAUUUUCCCAGCGCCAUGAUCACGAGGAAGGUGGGGGCCGCCCUGGCAGCUGGCUGCACCGUGGUGGUGAAACCUGCCGAAGACACGCCCUUCUCUGCCCUGGCCCUGGCCGAGCUUGCAAACCAGGCUGGGAUCCCUCCGGGUGUAUACAAUGUCGUUCCCUGCUCUCGAAAGAAGGCCAAGGAAGUGGGUGAAGCGCUUUGCACUGACCCGCUAGUGUCCAAAAUCUCCUUUACUGGCUCCACAGCUACUGGAAAGAUGCUCCUGCACCACGCAGCAAACUCCGUGAAAAGGGUCUCCAUGGAGCUGGGUGGCCACGCCCCGUUCAUUGUAUUCGACAGCGCCAACGUGGACCAGGCUGUAGCAGGCGCCAUGGCAUCUAAAUUUAGGAACUCUGGGCAGACUUGUGUUUGCUCAAACCGUUUCCUGGUGCAAAAGGGUAUCCAUGAUUUCUUUGUGAAAAAAUUUGCUGAGGCCAUGAAAACAUACCUGCAUGUGGGUAACGGAUUUGAGGAGAGAACAACUCAAGGCCCAUUAAUUAAUGAAAAAGCAGUAGAAAAGGUAGAGAAACAGGUGAGUGACGCAGUCUCCAAAGGGGCCACCGUUGUGACGGGCGGGAAGCGACAUCAACUGGGAAAAAAUUUCUUCGAGCCGACCCUGCUCAGCAACGUCACCCAGGACAUGCUCUGCUCUCAUGAAGAGACGUUUGGGCCUCUGGCACCGGUUAUCAAGUUCGAUACAGAGGAGGAGGCGGUGGCGAUCGCUAACGCGGCUGACGUUGGGUUAGCAGGUUAUUUUUACUCUCAAGACCCAGCCCAGAUCUGGAGGGUGGCAGAGCAGCUGGAAGUGGGCAUGGUUGGCGUUAACGAAGGAUUGAUCUCCACUGUGGAGUGCCCGUUUGGCGGCGUGAAGCAAUCUGGCCUUGGGCGAGAGGGGUCCAAGUAUGGCAUUGAUGAGUAUCUGGAACUCAAGUAUGUGUGUUUGGGAGGCUUGUAGGAUUGUUCAGUCCUUAAAAAAUAAAAAAGGAAGCUUAUCUACAUAUAGGAGAACAUGCCAUCCAUUACUUUAAAUAAACUUAUAGGUCAUCUGGA